AUGUUGUGGUCCUCUCUUUUCUUGGCGGCUUUGGCUGCUGGCGGUAAUGCACAAGAGGAGCAGGUUAGUGCUUCUGCAUUGGCAUCCGCCGAACGCACUGGCGGCUCGAUYUUGCAGAAGCUCUACUCUUUGAAGCUACAGGCCUCCAUUAAAGAGUCUGCUCUCAAGAAGAAAGCGAAGGAGCUGGAGAAGGCGGCUUAUAGCACACCUGAGCGAAACCGUGUGUUUGGCUCUCCAGGGCAUGAAAACACACUGCAGUUCAUUGAAGGCUAUCUCAAGCAAGCUGGAGACUACUGGACCUACAAGAGACAGGAGUUCACUGAGCUGUAUGCCGAGGGCUCUGGUAGCUUCACCGUGGGAGACAUCGACUAUGACCUUGGCGUUUUCACCUACUCCACGUCAACAUCAGAGGAGGGUGUGACUGCUCCCAUCGUCGCGGUAGCGAACAUAGGCUGUGAUGCAGCGGACUACCCAGCAGAAGUGAGCGGCGCCAUUGCUCUCAUCUCCCGUGGGACUUGUCCAUUCGCAGACAAAGCCACCCUUGCUAAAGCUGCUGGCGCCGUCGGAGCUGUGAUCUACAACAACAUCGAAGGAACCAUUGCUGGUACACUCGGAGGAGCCGGAGACUACGCCCCUACUGGAGGUAUUUCGUUGGCAAACGGGACCGCUAUUCGUGACGCUCUCCCUCUUGAUGGCACUCUCCAAAUCACCAGUGUGGUUGAAAACCGCACGACAUACAACAUCAUUGCUGACAGCAAGUUUGGCGACAAGAACAAUGUUGUUGUCGUCGGUGCACACUCGGACUCCGUGCAGGCUGGGCCUGGAAUCAACGAUGAUGGAAGUGGCACUAUCGGUAUUCUUGAGACUGCGAUGCAGCUGUCCAAGUACAAGUACCGCCUCAAGAACGCUCUCCGUGUUUGCUUCUGGUCUGCCGAAGAAUUCGGCCUACUAGGAUCGGAGUACUAUGUGGCCUCCUUAUCGGAAGAAGAGAGGGACAAGAUCAGACUUUACCUCAACUUCGACAUGAUCGCCAGCCCCAACUGGCAGUACGCACUCUACGAUGGCGAUGGUUCCAAGUUCAACCUUACUGGACCUCCUGGAUCUGACAACAUCGAGCACUUCUUCCAGGACUACUUCAGAGCCAAGAACAUCCCGACCAAGGAUUCUGAAUUCAACGGAAGAUCCGACUAUGGUCCAUUCAUCGCAGAAGGGGUGAACAUUCCUGCUGGUGGUAUCUUCACCGGUGCUGAGGCCAUCAAGACCGAGGAAGAGGCUGCCUGGUGGGGAGGUGAGGCUGGAGUGGCAUACGAUGUCAACUACCAUCUCGUGGGUGACGACUAUAACAACCUGGCUUGGCAACCUUUCCUCUUAAACACAAAAGCGAUCGCGGCUUCAGUCAUCAGGUACACCAUGGAUCUCUCGGGAAUCCCACGUAGGAAUUCUGGCGGCAAGAUCAAGACUAGAGGCAAAGACCUGCACCCGCACGCGAAGAAGAACGCGGUGCAUAGCCACUCUCACCAGCCCGGUCUGCAGUGUGGCUCUGAGCCAAAGGAAUCGAUCUAG
Ramularia collo-cygni is the source of this 1563-nucleotide messenger RNA. RefSeq names its product related to Probable leucine aminopeptidase 2. The transcript has 3 exons. The record is from RefSeq and is a predicted model, not a curated record. The coding region runs from base 1 to 1563 and encodes 520 amino acids. Gene Ontology annotation, molecular function: aminopeptidase activity; metalloexopeptidase activity. NCBI's taxonomy places the organism in Eukaryota, Fungi, Ascomycota, Dothideomycetes, Mycosphaerellales, Mycosphaerellaceae. Gene Ontology annotation, biological process: proteolysis.